AUGAUUUCGAGUACUCCCUACCAUCUCGACGAAAAGGAGGACAAAAUACGGAAAAAUAAUGCUUCAGCUCUGUUCAACAGAUGUAUAAGUCGACUUGUCAAGCACAAAACGCUCUUAUUGUUGCUAUUCAUGCUACUAUUUGGGUUGUUUUGGCUAGGUAGUGAUUUUUAUUUUUUUAAGAGAAGCCCCAAGAUCUUGAUUAUUCUGGCAGCAAAUGAAGGUGGUGGUGUUUUAAGGUGGAAGAGUGAGCAAGAAUGGGCAAUUGAGCGUAUUUCCAUUAGCAAUAAACGUGCAUAUAGCAGAAAACACGGAUAUGGACUGGUAAUUAAAGAUCUGACUCUCUCCAAAAGGUAUUCCCACGAAUACAGGGAAGGUUGGCAAAAAAUAGAUAUCCUAAAGCAAACCAUGAAGGAGUAUCCAGAUGUAGAGUGGUUCUGGUGGCUAGACGCAAGUACGCUCAUUAUGGAGCUUGACAGAAGUCUUGAGUCGCAUAUUUUUGGGCGGCUGGAUACCCUUGCAGACAGAACCCUUGAAUCUUUUAACACCUUAAAAUUACCCGUUUCCAUCCCUUACGUUGAUUACACAGAGUCAAUGGACUUGCUAAUUACUCAAGAUUGUGGCGGAUUUAACCUUGGCUCGUUCUUUAUCAAGAAUAGCGAAUGGAGUGCUCUCCUGCUCGAUAUGUGGUGGGAUCCUGUAGGAUAUGAGCAAAAGCAUAGGGUUUGGGAACAUCGUGAGCAAGACGCCCUAGAAUCACUCUACGCCAGUGAGCCUUGGAUAAGAGAGAAAGUCGGUUUCCUACCGCUAAGAUCAAUUAAUGCUUUCCCAUCAGGCGCAUGUGCCGGUUCCAGUGAAGAGCCCCUAUACUUCUACAAUGAAAACGACCGCGAUUUUGUCGUUAACAUGGCAGGUUGCAGCUUUGGCCGUGACUGUUGGAGGGAGAUGGAACAUUUUACAAAAUUAAUGGAAAAGCUCAACUGGAAAUGGUACUCCGCCCUAUUUUAA
Eremothecium sinecaudum is the source of this 1005-nucleotide messenger RNA. It is a transcript of the gene MNN10, whose product is annotated as alpha-1,6-mannosyltransferase. Gene Ontology annotation, cellular component: Golgi membrane. Gene Ontology annotation, biological process: protein N-linked glycosylation. The transcript has a single exon. The record is from RefSeq and is a predicted model, not a curated record. Gene Ontology annotation, molecular function: glycosyltransferase activity. NCBI's taxonomy places the organism in Eukaryota, Fungi, Ascomycota, Saccharomycetes, Saccharomycetales, Saccharomycetaceae. Bases 1 to 1005 code for a protein of 334 amino acids.